This is a messenger RNA of Clupea harengus (Atlantic herring), 547 nucleotides long. Its product is annotated as mannose-specific lectin-like. The coding region runs from base 47 to 379 and encodes 110 amino acids. The record is from RefSeq and is a predicted model, not a curated record. The transcript has 3 exons. NCBI's taxonomy places the organism in Eukaryota, Metazoa, Chordata, Actinopteri, Clupeiformes, Clupeidae.
GUCUCUGUGCUUCCUACCUGAUCAUCUGUCCAGUGUUCACCACGAGAUGAGUGGAAACAGGCUUACUGCACCUGGCCAACUGUACCCAGGAGACUUCCUGAGAUCAAACAAUAAUGCUGCCACAGCAACAUUUUUGGCUAAUGGGAACUUUGUUGUCACAACCACAAAGCAAGUUUGGGAAUCUAGCUCAACAGGAAAUGGAGGUGCCUUCAUAAUCAUGCAAAGCGAUGGGAACCUUGUCAUAUACGACGGCAACGACAAACCCGUGUGGGCCACCGACACUGGCGGGAAGGGUGGGCCAGCAUCCCAGCUCUGCUUGUCCGAUGACGGGCAACUACAAAUACUUGAUGGUGGAAAACUGAUCUGGAGCCGCCACUGAAUGAUGUUCAUCCUCCUGUUCCUGAUGUACCACACUGAGACCAGCAGAUUGGGAUUCUAAAUUGUUUUCUAGUCAUCAGCAUCAGCACUGUUAAAUGAAGUUGAAUGAUUUGUUUCAUGAUGAAGUGAUUGACCAGAAAUAAAAACCUAAAGAUGAAUAUCUGCAGCU